Herpailurus yagouaroundi (jaguarundi) is the source of this 1074-nucleotide messenger RNA. Its product is annotated as myeloid cell nuclear differentiation antigen-like. The coding region runs from base 158 to 901 and encodes 247 amino acids. Gene Ontology annotation, biological process: cellular response to interferon-beta; activation of innate immune response. Gene Ontology annotation, molecular function: double-stranded DNA binding. Gene Ontology annotation, cellular component: nucleoplasm; nucleolus; cytosol. The transcript is spliced from 4 exons. NCBI's taxonomy places the organism in Eukaryota, Metazoa, Chordata, Mammalia, Carnivora, Felidae. The record is from RefSeq and is a predicted model, not a curated record.
UUCAGAGCAUUUCAGAUUGCAGAAGCCUGCAGUUCAGUUUGUGAGAGCUUUGCUGUGAUAUCUUCCUACUCAAACCAAACCUGCAUCGAUCGCUGUAUUUCGGAAGAAAAUCUCCAUAGCUGGACGACUGUGGCGAGUCGUCAGUGAGAACCCAGCUAUGCAAGCCCCAAAUCAGGUGGCUCCUAGGAGGCCUACCCUUCAAAAGGACCCCAUAACAGUGGUGGUACUGAAGGCAACAGAUCCAGUUGAGUUCCCAGGGCAGAGGAAAAAAAAAGUGUUUCUUGCUACGGUGGCUACUUCCAAUCAAGUUUUCCAAGUGAAGGUUUUAAACAUCAAGCUGAAAAAGGAAUUCAAGCAAGAGAAUGUCAUUACCGUGUCAGGAUACAUUCGAUACAAAAAUGUCCUGGAGAUAAACGAAAGGUCGGUUGUGCAGAGAGCUCCUGAUGGCCGGAGGAUUGUGGUCCCAAACGACCUCUGGAUAAGAGCAAAAACCCCUCCCAAGAUCAGAGAUCUUUCCCAGGAAGAUCCGGGUAAUCUUCCCACAAUCGUGUCUGGAUUGUUUCUCCUGCAGAAGAAAAAAGAUAACAAGAAGACAACAGUCUAUGUAAUACAAGACGAUACAGGAACCAUGGAGGUCGUGGGGAGUGAAAUAUGCUACGGCAUCGAGUGUGCGGAAGGAGACACAGUUCGACUCUUCUGCUUUUAUCUGAAAAAAAUUAGGGAGAAUCUAAAACUGACAAGUGGAAAGUACAGCUUCAUGGAGGUCGUCAAGAGGAACGGACACAAACAGCAACCACGCAGUGUGACUUUCAAGCUGGACAUUGCAGUGAAGAACUCUCCUCUGAAUCCAUCGAGUGGCGUUAAUUGUAUUGUCAAAGUGGAGAAUAUCAAUGAAGAAUAGUCUCGGUGGAAAGUGGUCCAGCACAUUAAGAGCUCCUUCUAUCCGCAUGAUAGAUUUCAUUACUUCCUUCAAAACAGCAUUAGAUUAACAUGUUUUUAUGCACUUACCAAACAGAUUAGAUUUCGCGUCUAACACAUUUGUAGGACAAAAAAAAUAAUAAAAUUUGCUUUUUC